Messenger RNA from Macrosiphum euphorbiae (potato aphid), 816 nucleotides. Lineage: Eukaryota; Metazoa; Arthropoda; Insecta; Hemiptera; Aphididae. The record is from the annotation of a GenBank genome assembly.
AUGAAUCACAGAAUAUUAUUUGAUUAUUAUGAGGAUGACGAGAUUGACGAAGCGGUUAUUGCAUUGCAACAACGCCCACGAAUUUUUUAUGAACGAGUAAACUACUUGGAAUUGUAUGACAACCAUGACUUUAUAAGCAGAUUUCGAACUUCUAAAGAAACGUUUCGCACACUAUUGAGAUUGAUAGAAGCAGAUAUAUCUCCACCUUCUCAAAGGAACAGAGCUAUAUUAGCACCAUGUAAAUUAUACAUGGUGCUGAGAUACCUUGCAACAGGAUCAUUUUUAUUAACUGUCGCAGACUUAACUGGUGCCAGCGAAUCCUCGGCUUGUCGAUACAUUCAUCAAGUUUGUAGAGCCAUAGCAAGGCAUAGAUCAAAAUACAUUUAUUUUCCAAAAAAUGCUGUUAACAUGAGAAAAGUUGUUAGUGGAUUUUACAACUGUAGUAGGUUCCCUAGAGUGGUAGGAGCUGUGGAUUGCACUCACAUCAAAAUUCAAUCACCAGGUGGAGAUAAUGCUGAAACAUUUCGAAACAGGAAAGGUUAUUUUUCUAUCAAUACACAAUGUAUUUGUAAUCCGUGGCUUAAAAUUAUGGACAUAGUGGCGCGAUGGCCAGGGUCUUGCCAUGAUCAGAUUAUUUUUGAUAACUCUUCAAUCAAAAGUAAAUUUGAAACUGGAAUUUUAAAAGGAUACCUAUUAGGAGACGGUGGUUACGAAGUUAAGCCUUACCUAAUGACUCCUCUGCUGAACCCUACCACACGGAGCCAGCAGUUGUACAAUGAAAGCCAAAUCAGGACAAGAAAUGUUAUUGAAAGGUGA